Molecule: messenger RNA, 2956 nt
Organism: Falco peregrinus (peregrine falcon)
Lineage: Eukaryota; Metazoa; Chordata; Aves; Falconiformes; Falconidae
Gene: KIF2C
Product: kinesin family member 2C
Exons: 21
Coding region: 116-2296 (726 amino acids)
Biological process (GO): microtubule-based movement
Molecular function (GO): microtubule binding; ATP binding; microtubule motor activity
Source: RefSeq, a predicted model, not a curated record
CCCCCCUCCCGCCGUGUUUCCCGGCAGGCCCCGCGGCGCGCGGCGUUUAAAUCGGCGGCCGUUGCCCGGCCUUGGAUUUCGCUGCCGCUGCAGAGCCGCCCGCGCUCCCCGCGCCAUGGACUCCCAGCUGCAUCGCCACGUCUGCCCCGGUCUCGUCAUUAACAUCCAGCGGAGCAAUGGCUUGAUCCAUAAGGCGACGGUGAAGACGGUGAGCGUGGAGCGGUCCUCUGUGUCGGUGGAGUGGGUCGAGGGCGGUGCUAUCAAGGGGAAGGAGAUUGAUAUUGAUGAUGUACUAACAAUAAAUCCUGAGUUAGCAGAACUACCUGCUGCAGAUGUGAAAGAGAACCUUCCUUUGCAAGAGAAUGUAACCGUACAGAAAGAGAAGCGUAGAACAACCCUUUCAAAAAUUCCUGCUCCCCGGGAAGCUAUGCGUGGCCGUUCCAGGAUGUCUGUUAUCACAGAAUCUCAGUGCAGCCUCCAGGAAAAUGAGAUGGGGGUAGAUCCCUGUACCUCUACACAAACCAGAAACAAUUCGUCAGUUCCUGCUGGCCAAACCAGGACUAGCAGGACGAGCUGUGCUCCAGAAGCCUCAGUGACAAAUGUAAAUGGAAAUACAGAGGAUCAUCUGCCCGCUGCUAGAAUGAGCUCUUCAGUGAGCCCAGGUACCAGGGAGCCAGUGGUUCGGAGAAAAUCUAACAUUGUGAAAGAGAUGGAGAAAAUGAAAAACAAGAGAGAAGAAAAGAGAGCUCAAAUUAGUGAAAUCAGGACAAAACGUGCACAGGAAUUUGACAGCAGCUGCCCAAACUGGGAGUUUGCACGGAUGAUCAAGGAGUUUAGAGCAACUUUAGACUGCCAGCCAAUAUCUAUAACUGAUCCAAUAGAAGAACAUAGGAUUUGUGUCUGUGUGAGGAAGCGCCCUCUCAAUAAACAAGAACUUCUGAAAAAGGAAUGUGAUGUGAUUACUGUUCCAAGCAAGUGUGUCCUGUUGGUGCAUGAGCCAAAGCAGAAAGUGGACCUAACAAAAUACCUUGACACCCAAGCAUUUAGAUUUGACUUCUCAUUUGAUGAAUCUUCUUCUAAUGAAAUGGUAUACAGGUUCACUGCUAGACCUCUUGUAGAGACCAUCUUUGAGGGUGGGAAGGCGACAUGCUUUGCAUAUGGCCAGACAGGCAGCGGCAAAACACAUACUAUGGGCGGAGAUUUCUCUGGGAAAGCGCAGAAUGCCUCAAAAGGCAUAUAUGCUUUUGCGUCACAAGAUGUCUUCCUUCUCCUAAACCAGCCCAGGUACAGGAGUCAGAACCUGGAAGUCUAUGUGACUUUCUUUGAAAUAUACAAUGGCAAGGUGUUUGACCUCUUGAAUAAGAAGGCAAAGCUUCGAGUCCUGGAGGAUGGCAAGCAGCAGGUCCAGGUUGUUGGUCUCCAAGAAAGACAAGUCACCUGUGCUGAGGAUGUCAUCAGAAUGAUUGAGAUGGGCAGUGCCUGCAGGACAUCUGGGCAGACUUUUGCAAAUGCUAGCUCUUCACGGUCACAUGCCUGCUUCCAAAUCCUACUACGCCAAAGAGGGAAACUGCUUGGCAAAUUUUCCUUGGUGGAUCUGGCAGGAAAUGAGAGGGGUGCGGACACAUCUAGUGCUGAUCGGCAGACACGAAUGGAAGGUGCAGAAAUCAAUAAGAGCUUGCUGGCUUUGAAGGAAUGUAUCCGAGCUUUAGGGCAGAACAAGUCUCAUACCCCUUUCCGGGAGAGCAAGCUGACCCAGGUGCUAAGAGACUCUUUCAUAGGAACAAACUCAAGGACCUGUAUGAUAGCAAUGAUUUCUCCAGGCAUGAGCUCGUGUGAGUACACCUUAAACACACUGAGAUACGCUGACAGAGUGAAAGAGCUCAGUCCUCAUAAUGGAGGUGGUGAAACACGGAAUCAGAUGGAGACUGAGGAUGAGGAAGGGACCUGUGCAGAAGGCUUAGGUCUUCAAUACAAUCUCUCCAAGGAUGAUGAUGAGGACUUCUCUCCCCACAUGUCCAACUUCCGUGAGGCUAUGACUCAAAUUAACGAACGGGAGGAGAAGCUUGUAGAACAGCUUAAAGAACUGAGACAGCGAAUGGCUACUGAACUUGACUACCUCUUGGGAAUCACGGAGCAACCAGACUAUGAUCUUGAGACCUUUGUGAGCAGAGCCAAGUACUUCACAGAGGAGAGCUCAAGAAACUUCCUUAGUGUCAGAGAAACACUGGAUGCCCUGGGGGCUGCCAUGCAACUGGAGGAACAAGCCAGCAAGCAGAUGAGGUGGUGGAAGCCUUAGUAAAUACAGCAAAACCUGGUUCACAAGCAGUUUUGUGUAUGUCUUACAUGUUUGUCAGUGGUGUGUGUAACUCCUGUUUUAAAAAGCAGUAGAGUGUCUGCAGGUCAUGUGCCUGAAGGCAGUGAACUUGGCAGCCUCUGUCUCCUCAUGGCCAGGUAUCAGGCUUCUAGUGGAGUGCUAGAAGCAACCCCCAUGCAAGGCUUGGGGAAGGGGGGGCUGGGGAGUCUGCUAGAUGUGUCUAGCAUCUGGCCCUUUGCUAGUGACAAUGGUUUCAUCUAAUAGAGCUAGAUACACAUGUAUAGUUUCCUAGUGUACAUAUAACCUUUCCAGAUGUGCUUGAAUCAUUGCAAAACUUGCAAGUCUGGCUUUUCUAGAAAGAAAAUGUACUAUAUGUAAUUGUAAAAAAAAAAAAACCAAACAAAACCCAAAAAAAACCCCAAAACCCAUCAACCUAGUAUUUUAAGAAGUUUGGUAAAUAAAUAUUCCUGGAUUUAAUUAUCUUCUGUCUUAGAAAAUAUAUUUCUUGUUGAUUUUGGUGAAGUCUGACAGCCCUUAACAACUGGCUGCUGGUGAUUUCUUGAAGUUUCUCUUUAAAGCCUUUACACUUGGAAUGUUUACAGAAAAAUCACUCAAAGUAAAUUUUUGUUCUUAAUGUUGAGA